AUGUAUAGUUCAAUAGAAGGAUUGAAAACCGAUACAGUUCUAACAACUAAAGAAAAACGAUCUGCAGAAUUCUUACCGGAAAGUAAAGAAUAUGGAGAAGAAUUGUAUAAUAAAGACAGUACGUCGUUUAUGCCUUUGAGAGGAAACAAGCCCGGAGAUAUCAAUAUGGAAGAAAAGAGAGCAUUCUAUGCCAUGAGAGGUAAAAAGGAUGAUUUUAAGAGGUCAUUUUUCGCAGGUACGGAUAACGACAAGAAGGAUUUCAAUAAGCAUGAUACCGAAGAAAAAAGAGCAUUCUAUGCGAUGAGAGGAAAGAAAGAUCUGAAUGACGAAUUCGAUGAGGAUAAGAGAGCAUUCUAUGCUAUGAGAGGUAAAAAAGAUGAUUUAAAAAGAGCUUUCUACGCUAUGAGGGGGAAGAAAGAUUUAGAUGAAUUGGAACAGGAUAAGAGAGCCUUUUACGCAAUGAGAGGUAAAAAGGAUGAUUUUAAUAAAAGAGCAUUCUAUGCCAUGAGAGGUAAGAAAGAUGACAAGGAUGAAGAUAAGAGAGCUUUUUAUGCUAUGAGAGGAAAAAAAGAUUAUUAUGAUGAAAACAAAAGGGCGUUUUAUGCAAUGAGAGGUAAAAAAGACGUAGAUGAUUUUAUCGAUGAUAUGAGACACGCUUACAUUCUUCAUCAAGAUGAUGAAUUGGAUGAUGAAAUUAAAAGGGCAGCAUUGAUACCAAUGAGAGGAAAAAGAAAUGCUCAUCAUUUGGAUCUAAAAGAAACACCAGAUGAAAAAUUUGAUUCAAGACAUCGGACAGUUUGA
Molecule: messenger RNA, 801 nt
Organism: Centruroides sculpturatus (bark scorpion)
Lineage: Eukaryota; Metazoa; Arthropoda; Arachnida; Scorpiones; Buthidae
Product: tachykinins-like
Exons: 4
Coding region: 1-801 (266 amino acids)
Source: RefSeq, a predicted model, not a curated record